CCCCCCCCCUGUCCCCGGCCCAUGCCCAGGAGCGCCCAAGUCGAAAGCCGAACCGACCCCCCCGCCAUGGAGAUGGCCACCCCCAGCCACAGCCAGCAAGACGCCCCUCCUCCCGUCCCUGCGCCGCCGGUGGCCAAGAUGAAGGCCUCGGACCUGGGUACCCACCGCCUGAUCCAACGCGUGCUGCAGGUGACGGCCGACCUGGGGGACCCUCAGGGGGGCGGCCUCGUCCACGUGGCCCUUCCCACGGAGGUGGAGGCAGAGGGGGGCGUCGCCCUCUUUACCCUGGCCUCGGUCUCGGAAGUCAUUUGCACCCGGUUGAGCGCCCAUUCGGAUGGGGUGGGAGGGGAAGGCUCGGGGGCGUCACUGGGGGGGUUUAUGUACCUGGCUGCGAGCUACGCGCGUCUGGAGGAGGAGAGCCGCUCCCGGCGGCCGGGGGUGACGGAGGAAGCCUUGAAAGAGGUGCGGGAAGAGGUGCUGAAUUUCAGCGUCACAGCCGUUUCGGAGCCGGACGUGUUCGGCCUUUCCUCCGAGGAGGUGAAGGCGCAGCUGGUGCGCGGCCUGGUGACCAUGGCCCAAGACCCCGCCGCCCUCGUCCUGCCCCUCCCCUUCCUCAGGCAGGUGCUGGCACGCAUGGAGGAGGCGGAGAUUCCGCGUGUCUUUGCCCCCGUCCUCUCCGACCUCCUGAUUCCCCUCACCCGCGCCGCCCGCCUCAGCGACCCGGGCGCCGGGCCCCACGCCCUUGCCCUUCUCCUCCUCCUCAAGCUCCACAAGGCCCUCCCCCUCGCCCUCGUCCAAGGGGUCGCCAACUUCCUCCUCCCCGCCGCCGGGGUGCCCAUGCCCGCCUACAACCCGCGCAUGCCCCUCCUGCAGGGGCCCGUCCGCCUCCAGCGAAACGGUCGCGCCCACGAAUCCUUCACCACCCUGGGGGUCCUUUUCCGCCUGGGCUUCCCCGCCACCGACCCGGAGGUCUACAACCAGUUCGAGAACUUGCAGCGGCGGAGCAAGGCGGAGGUGACGGGGAAAUUAAACGGCUUGCGGCAGCAAUUGAGGGCCCAUCAGGCCGCCCUGACAGACCUGGUGACCGCCCUCUUGAAAGCCGGAGGCCCCUGCCGGAGCCAGACGGUGCUCUGGAUCGCCCAGGCCCUGGCCCUGAACCUUGAGGCGGAGAAAAGUCGGCCGAACGAGGGGAUCAAGUCCUCGGACACCUUCCUCGUCAACGUGGGCGCAGUCCUCCUGGGGAUGGCGGGGAACUUUGUGGGGGAGGAGAAAAAGCGGGCGGGGAUCGACGACGGCUUCGUGCGGGACCUGGCAGGGAACGCAGGCGCCUACCCGGAGGACCUGACGCGGUUGAACCCCGGGCCCGAGGGAGAGGGGGCGAAGGAGGGAGGGGGCGGGGGUGAGUACAAUUUCUUGACGCAAUGUUUCUUCCUGACCGGGCGGGCGCUGCACCUGGGGCUCGUGGCUUGUGUGGGGAAACAUAUGUCCGAGGAGCGCUGGUUGGGGCACUUGCGGCGACAGAUGGAGGCAGGGGUGGAGGGGGCGGAGGAACGGUUUAAUAUGGUGCUGCAGCGCUACUUUGCACAGGAAAUUUCCCUUUUGGAGCCCGACCUCCUCGACAAGGCCAUGGUCUUCGUGGGCGGGGCCGCCGCCUGGUUCUCCUCCCAGGCUUUCGACGCCGCAGCCACGCCCGAUCUGGCCGCAGCCUUGGCCUUUUGCAGCCGAUGCCCGGAGCAUCUCUUGGAGGACCUCCUCGUCCUGGUCAAAUUCGUGGGACGGGCGCACCCGCAGAGCCUCCUGACGGCGCCGCUGGCGCCUUUUUUUGAUUUGUGCAUCCAGGCGUUGACCCGGCCCCAGCUCGUGCACUCCCCCCAUUUGCGCGCCAAAAUCGGCGAUUUGCUCUACUUGGUCUUCCUCCCCCCCGAGGAGCGGCUCGACCACUCGAGCACCUCCGCCGCCGCCACCCGAGGCCACAGCGUCUACACCUCCUUCCUCCUCAACAACCCCUUGGCCCAGGCAUCCCUCGCGCCCGCCCUCCUCCUCCUUUAUGGGGACGUGGAGCACACGGGCUUCUAUGACAAGCUCGAGCAUCGCUUCCACAUCGCUGCCGUCUUGAAGUUCCUCUGGAGAUCUCCCGAACACCGGCGGACCUUCCGAAGGAUCUCCUCCGACACCUCUCAAUUCACCUCCUUCGCCAACGGCUUGAUGAACGAAACCAACGCUCUGGUUGCCUCCGUGAUGGAGAAACUCCCCGAGAUCCGAUCCGUUCAGCUCCAGAUGAAAGACAGCCCGGCGUGGGCCGCCAUGCCGGAAGAGAGUCGGAACGAAAUCAUGGAGCGGCACAACGACAACGAGCGCAGUGUCUCGUCCUCCUUGCUCCUCUGCAACGAGACCAUCCACAUGCUCAUGUACCUGACCAGUGACGAGGCAGUCCGCAAGCCCUUCCUCGCUCCCGCCCUCUCCCCCCGCCUGGCCAACACCCUGCUUUCGAUCGUAGACAAGCUGGUGGGGACGAAAGGGUUGGAGAUCAAGGUGGAAAACCCCGACGCUUUGAAUUUCAAACCCAAGGAGAUGCUCCGGGAGGUGGCCCUGACCAUCCUCCAUUUCGCCGGGGAGCCUGCCUUCCACACCGCCCUCUCCGAGUCGGGCUACUACCACGAAGGGAUGCUUGGCAAAGUCCAGCAGACCAUGAAACGGGUGGGGGGCAUGAGCGAGACGCAGCUUGAGGCAUGCACGGCCCUGGAAACCGCCGUGGCCUCGGCGGCCGAAAAGGCAGAGGCGGAGGAUUUGGGCGUGGAGGUGCCGGACGAAUUUCUGGACCCCUUGCUCUGCACGUUGAUGAAAGACCCCGUGCGGCUGCCCACAUCCGGCUACGCGAUGGAACGGGCGGCGAUCGAACAACAUUUGUUGAACCAACCUACGGACCCGUUCAACCGUCAGCCGUUGAGUCUAACGGAUCUGGAGCCGUUACCAGAAUUGAAGGCGAAGAUUGAGACAUGGGUAGAGGAGCAGCGAUUGUCAAAAAGGAAAGAGAAGGAGGAGAAAGAGGCGCAUGGUGUUUGAGAUGAUAACAGGAUUGAGCCUAUACUUGGAGUCUGGGUGACGCGUUUCGCAGACGAGGAAGUAGGAGGGGCUGCUCUGGAGUAGACGGAUGAGAGGACUUGCGAUGGGCGAUUUCACGCACCAUGGCGACACGGCCUUCCCUCUAGAGUGACGAAGUACAUUGGAAAAAAAGAAGUAAGCAAGAUAGGGUAGCACGCCGG
Nannochloropsis gaditana CCMP526 is the source of this 3263-nucleotide messenger RNA. RefSeq names its product ubiquitin conjugation factor E4 B (gene UBE4B). The record is from RefSeq and is a predicted model, not a curated record. The transcript is spliced from 2 exons. Gene Ontology annotation, molecular function: ubiquitin-ubiquitin ligase activity. Gene Ontology annotation, biological process: protein polyubiquitination. Gene Ontology annotation, cellular component: nucleus; cytoplasm; ubiquitin ligase complex. The coding region runs from base 22 to 3063 and encodes 1013 amino acids.